AUGUUGUUGUAUUCACUCAUCGUCAUCGCGGCUGCUCCCUACUUUUGCACAGCAAAUAUCCUGAGGCACAAACAGCGACGGCACCUUUCGGAUCUUCCCUGGAGCCGUCCGACUUGUGAUGUGGCGGAAACGUGUCGAACAAAUACCUACGGAUAUCGUUUCUCCUUCUGUGGAUGUCCGAACGAUUCCGAGUGCCCGGAUGGCGACUUCUCUCAUGUCGUCCAGGGGAUUCGAUACGAUUUCUGCCAGAAACUGGACAUCCCAGUGUGUGAGAAGGGGCAACUCGCCCAUCGAACAGACGGAAUUCAGGUGAAACUGUCGUGCACCUGUCCAGACUACAUGCAUCUGGAACGGAAGGAGCCGAAAAAUGGAAAAUUCAGCGAAUUCACCUGCGAAUCGCUCCCCGUAUGCGCUGAAGAGGAGAUGUGCAGACUAGAAACAUUUAUUGCUUCAAAGACGACUUGUACUUGUCCCGGGGAGAAGGUGUGCGUUGUAGAAAAGGAAAAGCGAAAUACCGGCAUCGGCAGAUGCAAGGACCCUUCGAUU
Molecule: messenger RNA, 546 nt
Organism: Mesorhabditis spiculigera
Lineage: Eukaryota; Metazoa; Nematoda; Chromadorea; Rhabditida; Rhabditidae
Source: the annotation of a GenBank genome assembly